UUGAGGCGCCUGCAACGGUGACACUGCCCACGCCGCCGGCUCCUCUGCAUCCUCUCCCAACUAAGGCCUGCCAGCCACGGUGAGCAACCCCAAUCGCCGCCGGCUCCUCUUCCGCCUCUCCCAAGUAAGGUUAUCACCCGCCGCCGGCUCUUACUCCUCCUCGUAUUCAAAGGAAUCCGAUAACGACCGGGAUUGCGCGCCAUAUUUUCCUUCCUCCGCCUUACCUUCUACUUCCGGGAUUCUUGAUUUAUAUAUAUGAUCGGAUCAAUAGCAGCAGCGGCAGUACUGGAUUCGACCUCCGCAGCGCGAACCAAUUUGGAUUUUCUCCGCUGUACACUUGAUAAAUUAUUAAGGAAUAGCAAUAAUAAUAAUCAUCCGGCACCUACAGUCGGAUUAGGACCCCUCCCCUUCGGACUGGGAGGGGCUGCUGCUUCCGGUGCGGCUAUUAUUUAUAGUAGCGGAAUAAGAAGGUGCUAGCGUUGGGUCAUCACCAGGGAGACAAUCGCCUGCAAAGCUGCAACAAUCGUCUUGCGCGAUCACCUGAAGUAUUUCAAAAUAAAAUCACUAAAAGAAGGUCACACAGGCCAGCUCAUUGGAUUUCUCCAUGGAUGCCAACAAGGAUAAUAACAGCCCCAAGAGCCAGAACCAACAACUGGAGGACCAAGAUAGGCUCAGCAGACUGACUGAUGAUAGUCAUCUGCGGCUUCCCGAAAGAUUGGAAGUUGCACAAGCCUCAUUUGAUUUCUCCUUGGAGGCGAAUAAUGAUAUUAACAGUUCCCAGAGCUACAGCCAACAACUGGAGGACGAAGAUGGGCUCAGCACGCUGACUGAUGAUAUUUUACUGUCUAUAUUGGGAAAAGUCAGUUUACGUAUGGCGGUGAGGACAGCUGUGCUUUCUACACGGUGGAGGCAUCUGCCUUGGUUGCUGCCUGAACUCAGCAUCGAUGUGGAGGAUUUCCUAUCUGUUCCAUGCACUGAACCUACUGAGGCAAAUGAUAUGGAGGAAUUAGCUAUGGUGUCUUUGACCAAAGCAACCAGGAGUUUCUUGGCUGAUCAUCAGAGAGAAUCCACCAUCUCAAGUCUGCACCUUAAACUCUACUUAGUCAACACUUCCUUGUGCGAAGUUGGCCCAUUAAUAGGUGGUGCAAUUGACAGUGGUUUGUUGAAAGAUUUGGAUCUGACCAUUCUUGACAAGACAAAUCCUUUAGAUCGUAGUGACGAGGAUAUGCUGCAGCGAGCUCAAGAUAUUGAUACUUUCUUCGGUGCCUACCCUAGUGUGCUCCACUGCCUCAGAAAGCUCUCUAUACAAAAUGCAGGCUUUGACAAAUUGGACAUGCACCAUGUCUUGUUUGACUGCUGCAAGCAACUGAAGCAUCUAAGCCUUUCUUAUUGUGAUACCGGUACGUACUCUGACUUUAAGAUUGAUGCACCAAACUCAAAACUUUGUUUUCUGGAAUUCGACAUGUGUCGCUUUGAGAGACUCGAACUGGUCUGCCUCCCGAAGUUGGAGAAAUUGAUAUGCAGUACUUGGGAAUCUCAUAAUGUCCCGGUGACCUUUGGCUUUGUCCCAUCUCUUGGGGAAUUAGAACUCUCAUUUGGUGCAGCACAUUAUCAAUGUCCGUUUAAAUUAAGUGAGCUUCUACAUGGAACAGCAAGCAUACACACUCUGACAUUGGACUUCCAAGGAGAAAUUGUUUGGUUGCAACCUGAAAUUGAGGAACUCCGCACUGCAUUCAGCAAGCUAAAGAAGCUGUCUGUGUGGGGCAUCUUUGUUGAUUUUGACAUUUUAUGGACGAUUACCUUUCUGGUAGCAGCACCAUCUAUUGAAAAAUUAAAUAUUCAGGUAGCUGAUCAGCAUCCAUGCGAGGCUGGUCUUAGAGGUCGUAUAUACAGGGACAGAGUCACUCCUCAGUGGGAAAUGCGCUUUGAUGGCUCUGAGAACAGGCUGCUGAAAGAGCUAGUAUUCGAUGGAUUUAGGUCACUAGAACAACAGUUUACAUUUAUAAGAUCCAUGUUGGUGCGAUCACCCAACUUACAAAGGAUUAUUCUCAGAGGAGACCUGAUAUGCGAAGAAUGCGAUGCUCUUGAUGCAUCACUUCGUAAUUUGAAAUUUCCAAAGAAGGAGGAGGAAGAAAUGGUGGUUGAGCGGAUAAGAGGUGGCAUAUUCAUGCCAGAGAUAAUCUUCGAUGAAGACUGGUCACUAAUCAUUUGAGAUUUACUUUAUUAUGCCUGCAAAUUUGCACUUGUGUCGACCUUAUGUUGUCGGUGUGUCAAAGAAAGUAAAUCUUUGGAGUAAUUUUUCAUACAGUUGACACAAAGAUCUUAUCGAGCGAUUGUUUUUAUUUUGAGAA
Lolium rigidum is the source of this 2351-nucleotide messenger RNA. RefSeq lists its product as uncharacterized. Bases 605 to 2212 code for a protein of 535 amino acids. Lineage: Eukaryota; Viridiplantae; Streptophyta; Magnoliopsida; Poales; Poaceae. The transcript is spliced from 8 exons. Gene Ontology annotation, molecular function: protein binding. The record is from RefSeq and is a predicted model, not a curated record.